This is a messenger RNA of Paramormyrops kingsleyae, 4373 nucleotides long. Its product is annotated as homeobox protein Dlx1a. Gene Ontology annotation, biological process: negative regulation of transcription by RNA polymerase II; cell differentiation; embryo development. Lineage: Eukaryota; Metazoa; Chordata; Actinopteri; Osteoglossiformes; Mormyridae. Gene Ontology annotation, molecular function: RNA polymerase II cis-regulatory region sequence-specific DNA binding; DNA-binding transcription factor activity, RNA polymerase II-specific. The record is from RefSeq and is a predicted model, not a curated record.
GCUGAAAUCUGUUGUCACGCGUACAUUUCAGAAUAGGCAUUACACGUCGUCCUUUUCUGUGGGUUCUAUAAACACAUCGAAAAGUUGCUUGUUCUGCGUCUUUGAGUUCAAUUAUGUAAUUAGGUUGAUAAUCACUGUGACGGAAUUUAACUGCCUUUAAUUUGUGAUUCAUGUGGAGAGUUUGAGCAGCCAGUCGAAGAGACGAGUGCCUCUGUGUGUUUUGCCUCCACUGCAAAGUAAGAAACAGAUUCGGGGAAGUAAAAUGAAUCACUGGACGCGCGCGGCAUCGCCACCACAAAAGGACAAUAAACAGGAAUGGUAUGGUCUUGUAUUCGAUUGUCUCAUUUUUUCGUCAUAUAAUUUUUACGUGUCUUAUCCAGUAUUUUGUCAUAUGUUUAUUGUCAGGCUGGUCAUUAUGCUGAGUUUUAAAAGCAAUUUUGAAGAGCGUGAUAGUUUAAAAAUAUUUCAUAAUACUGUAAGUCAUGUUGUCAAACGCCGUUCACUGUUAAUUAAGGGUAUCAUAACAGCGUUUUUAAAUUUUCGAGAAAUCGCAUAAAAAAACAAAAACAUGUAGUGUAACAUUUUUCAAUAUCGAUCGAAGAUUCAAUAAAUUCGCAUGAAUUCAAUUUCCCAUCAAACCGCAUAAACUAUUUAAAAAUGUCAUACAAUGACGUUAAUGGUUUUGGUGGAAAAUGCAUUUACAAUUUUAUUGAGAAAUGGGAUUAAGGUCAAUUAGUAUAACAUUAUUUCUGUGUCUGCUGGCAUCAUGACAUUACCGUGGUAUAAUGCUAUUACCAACGAGGAUUUUACCAACUGCUGUGGUAACGAGACGUCUGUAGUGCAAAUUACUGUGAGGCGAUGUUAUUUAUGGUGCAGGGUUUACUGCCUGAUGUAUGUGUACUGUAUCUGGUCAAAAUUUAAUGGACUGUCAGCCUUCCCUACUUCUGCCUUAUUAUUGGCAAGUGAAUAUAAUUUAUCGUGUUGUUUAGUUUUAUUGAAUAAUCACAAUAGGCAUCCGAACGAAUGCUUUUUAAUAUUAUUGAAAGGAAAAUGCAUCUAGAUAGUAACACACCAUGUCUAUCCUAUCGGUCCGUCCGUGAGAGUUUCCAUAAGUGAUGUUUUCAGAGAUAAUAAUGAAAGUAAAUUAAAGAGGAUUCCCUAUUUACUUAUUGAAAUGGUGAUACAAAUACGCAAAAUGGAAUAAUAACUUUCGAUUAAUAACCAGAUAAUAUAUUUCAAUUGAUCUUGAAAAUGUGAAUCCGAUUCGACUUUUUAAAUCUGAAUUUCAGACAUACGUUUACGUGUAAUUUGGCAUCUUUUUAAAAUCCUACGCAAUAUUAUUCACCAUCUUUACGCCAAGCACUACGGGUCUGUCUCCAUUGGUUGUUGAAUUCUUUAGUUUUUUCGUGUGAUAUUGGUUGUGUAAAUAUAUAUGCAUAAUAACAUGGGAAUGCUAUGAAAUCGGGUAUAAUAUUAUAAUUAAUUGUGAUGAAUUUGUUGUAUUUAGACUAUGAACUAAUGGGUAGUGAUGAUUUAAACAUUACAGAUUCCGUACUUUUAUGGAGAGGACCUCUGAACCUUGUGGGUUCGGAAGGGUGACUGCUUACGAAUAUUCUGCGAGUAUUUCAUUUCAGUAUUCAUAUUGCAUAUAUAGAGAAGACAGAAUUCCCCUUGCCUUAAUUAUGAUUUGUACAGCGCUCGUGAGGAAGUCCCUUGUUUAUUCCUUGCAGUUAACACCAUCUGCAAAGCAUGGCAUGUGGGGUUUCUGGCGGAUUUAUGAUUUGUUUUGAAUUUUAAUUUGUGCCCAACUUUAAGAAAUAUCGCAUAUCCCUUGCCGUCACUUUCCUCUGCGCUGUUGACGUGUGAUAUUGAACUGUUUUCUGACAGUAAAAACUGUCCCGCACACAUUCAAAUCUGCCAAAAUCCACCAGUUCAAACCCGGACCUCUCUGCUGCUUAAAGGUGAAUGAGGACAGCAGGCUGCUGGAAGUGUUAAAUAUAUGGCUAAUUAUGCGUAUGAAAAUUAAACAUCAGUGUUAUGCUAAUGGAGCUGCCUUCAGCUGGAUCGGGGCACUUGAGACUAGAAUUUAAUCAAAUGAAUCGUUUCCCAGGUCCUCUGGACUCAACCCCGGAGUAGCCAAUCCGAGCCACUCCUGGAAGGAGUGGACCAAUCAGCAGCAAUCCUUGAUGAAUAUUCAUGAUUACUCGAUUCAAACCUUUGAGGCGAGUUUGUGUGGAUCCACAGCAUCAUGCGUGGACUUUUCACAGAGACAAACUACAUUUUCUUAUGAAUGGAGAGUGAAAAAAACAGGUCGGCUUAAAUUGGGAUCCAUCCUUCACUGAGAUCAUAGAAGAAAACAAAAAGGAGGAGAAGAGAUCAACCAGAAGAGAUGACAAUGACUACAAUGCCAGAAAGUCUUAAUAGCCCUGUCUCAGGAAAGACCGUUUUUAUGGAAUUCGGGCCGCCAAGUCAACAAAUGUCGCCGUCGUCGAUGUCUCAUGGACAUUACUCUAUGCACUGUUUGCAUUCUUCUGGUCAUUCUCAACAGGAUAGUUCCUACGGCGCCGCUUCAUCCUUCCCUCGGUCUCUGGGUUAUCCUUACGUCAGUUCAGUCGGUAGCCAUUCUUCAAGUCCAUAUUUAAGUACAGUACAGUCUUACCAAAGCAACCCGACACUAUCGCAGACACGGCUAGAUGACACAGCGACAGAUACUGAAAAAAACACUGUUGUGGAAGGCGGAGAGGUACGGUUCAACGGCAAAGGCAAAAAGAUUCGAAAACCCAGGACGAUAUACUCCAGUUUGCAGCUGCAGGCUCUGAACAGACGCUUUCAACAAACACAAUACCUCGCAUUGCCAGAGAGAGCAGAACUCGCGGCUUCGCUUGGACUCACACAAACCCAGGUAAAGAUCUGGUUUCAGAACAAACGGUCAAAGUUCAAGAAACUGAUGAAGCAAGGAGGGGGCACGAUUGACACGAGCGCACUGGCCAAUGGUCGCGGACUUUCCGCUGGCUCUCCCUCCGUUGCGCCGGUUUGGAACAAUACGGCUACCGUAAAGACGUCGACGGGCACCCCAGGCGCCUAUAUUCCUAGCUACACCUCAUGGUACCCCACCGCACACCAGGAAGCUAUGCAGCAGCCACAACUCAUGUGAAGGCAAAACUCUUAACCCGCCCCGCCCACUUCACUGCCGUGGAUUGCCCAAAUCAGGGUAUCGAGGACCAGCUACCCAUCGCGGCCCUGCGUCCUGGCCUGUUGCGACCAGUCGUAGAUGUCAUCAGAGGAGAUUCCCAAAGCUCCCAACUGACCGACAGACUCCUCCGAGUACAGCCUGGUAACAGAAACUAAACAGGCUCCAUCUGCGCAGCACGGCAAGAAGAAUGUCUUAUUUGAACCCAGAACAGAAGCAGAAGGACACGAUAGUGAAAUAAACGUCUCUAAAAGCUGCUGUUUCCUAGUUUCCGCGACCUUUUAACAAGUGUAGUCGUUUUAAAACUGUAACGAAUUAAUCAAAGAGAACGAAUUUCUUCAUAGUAGCCUAACUCAGAAAAAUCAGAUCGACACCUUAUUUAAGACAGAUAAACAGCAACAUGGCUUCACACAAGAGCCAACAUCUUUGAUACUCGAUUUAGCCUGUUUGACACGUGAUGUCGUUUUAGAAAGUACUUAAAAAGGAUGAAUUCUUUUUCUGUGCAAUUGUCAAGGUCAAAACGCAGCAAGCAUAUAAUGGCCUGCUGUAGAAAGUCAAACAGACGAACACACGCGAUGUGUGUCUCUGAAUAUUGGUUGCAUAAUGUAUUUGUUUGCGUGUGUUUAUUUAAUUUAAGUUAUUUAAAUUUGAUGUCCAAAAUCUGUAUGUUUAAAUUAUUUAUUUUUAAAACGUGAAUAUGUUUUAAAGUAUAAACAAAGAGUAAAUAACAGAAAAUAAUUUACAUAAUAUUCAUUCUGCAUCAACUCAUAAAAAUAUUAAAAGUUGUUACAGCGGACAAGCCCCGAUACUUUAAAUAUUGAAACAUUUUCUAAUCUUGUUGAAAAGUUUUCUAGAUUUAAGGAACGUUUUGGAAACAUUAGUACUGUUACUAUUUGUGUCAGCGCAAAGGGAACGUGCAUUGAGCUGACUGGUGUAUAUAUACAUAAACAUAAAUACAAGGCAUAUUCAGCUUUUGUAUGUUUGUGGCUGUGUAUAUUCAAUGCUUUGUGAAAUAGGAUUUUACCUUUUAAUAUGAAUGUGUUCACUUAACAGUGUUUAGCGUUCUAUAUGGCAAAGUUUAGUUUUAUAUUGAUCACGUUAAUUUAUUGUUUUGUAUUACGAAAUUCUUUGUAUAUAGUGUGUAAAAUUUCAAAACAAUAAAAAUAUGACUGUACAAGGACAA